This is a messenger RNA of Austrofundulus limnaeus, 1746 nucleotides long. Its product is annotated as GRAM domain-containing protein 3. The transcript has 14 exons. NCBI's taxonomy places the organism in Eukaryota, Metazoa, Chordata, Actinopteri, Cyprinodontiformes, Rivulidae. The record is from RefSeq and is a predicted model, not a curated record. Bases 127 to 1227 code for a protein of 366 amino acids.
UCUAGGAAAGAAGACAGAAGGGUGAUAUGGGAUGAUUUCACGAGCCUGGACAGAUUAGGUCAUCAGUUGGUGGAUGCAGGAUUCUGACUGAUUGAGUUGGGUUUCAGUUUGUUGAGUUUGUUUAACAUGAGCCUGAAAAACAGGAAGUCCUUCCAGGACAGCGUCUUUCUGGACGGGUCACCCAGACCUGCUGGCGUGAGGAGGAGCAGCAGCUUAUUGAGCACUAAGAAACCGUCGRCACAGAGCAACAGUCUGGAAGCUUCAGAAGUGGAGGCCUCGCAGCUCAAUGACAGCCCCCGUUCUAAAACGAGCCCCAGCAGUAAAAAACCAACAAAUCGAAGUCACASUCUGGACACUGCAGAGCUGGAGGCUUUGAAGCUGAAAUAUAGCCUCACUGCUAAAAUGCUCCCCAGGGAGCAGAACAUCGCAGAAGAUGAUCUGGAAAGAUCAGAUGGGAUCGUCAACUACGCCUUCCUAAAAUAUAAUAAAACCUUCCACAAACUGUUUCCUGGGAUUCCAGAGGGGGAAAGUCUGACAUAUGUAUUCACCUGCUCCUUACAGAGAGAAGUGCUCUAUCAUGGAAAACUCUUCGUGUCUGACUACCAUUUGUGUUUCUACUCGUCUGUUCUGCUCAAAGAAACCAAGGUGGUGAUUCCCAUUUCCAGUGUGAGGGAGCUCAAGAAACACAACUCAGCUCUGCCGAUGCUGUCUAUAACAACCUCCAGUGAGAAGUAUUUAUUUGCCUCUGUGAGGAACUUAAAGUAUCGUUUGAAACUCCUUCAAAACGUUUGUUCACAAUCACAGGAGGAAAGUGAAAACAGCAGCCCUCAGCUCUCCUCUGCAGAGAUCGAUGGUGUACGUGACACGAUUUCCAGCUCUUCUAGUUUCGAGGGCAUAGAGCAGGACUCGUGCAGCAUCGAUUUAGACAGCAGCUUCCUUCAGAUGAUGGGUGAAGUUCCUGGUACAAGCAGUUCUUCUCGUAAAAGCAGCUUACCAGAGGAAGACCACAGAGCUGUAUUGCUGGUUCGGAGGGUCACAGAAAAAAUCACGUCGUUUUUCUUCAGAGAUGCUAAAAAUUGCAGCGUACUCUUCUACAUCUACAUAUUGCUAAUGUUGCUGCUGCUGCUGGCGUCUGGAUACAUCGGGCUGAGGAUCAUGGCUCUGGAGGAGCAGCUGAGCUCUUUGGGGGCCCUGUCUGAUUUGUCCAGAGAGUUCCAGGAAACGUAGCCACCAGCUGUGCACUGUUCCACAGCGUCUUAACACCAAACCUCACUUCCUGCACCCCUAAAUAAAAAUAUAUUUUCAAACGACGUUGUUUCAUCUGCUUUGAACACAAACACCUCUCAGAAGAAAACUAAGUUCCUGGAUUAAGGUGGAUGUUCCACAGUUCAGCAGGAAACUGAAGGCAGACUCUCUUUCAUGGCAACCUGCUGAGAGCGUUUUUAUUUCUUUGGACACUGAACGGCUGAUCUCAGCAAGAAAAAGUUACUGAAGUCUCUGCUGUCAUUUUUGGGAAUUACCUCAGCCUGGAACCACGAGAGCAAACUGAAGUUUAACUCAGCUAGAAAAGAACUUAUCUGUUAUUUCAGGAUUAUGUGAAGGCCCGUAUUAAUUAUGAUCUCACUGUGAGAAUGAGCGAGUUUGUGACCAAUUCUCACCAGCAGAGGGCGAUCACACCUAACAAAUGUUUUGCAGAUUUGUCUCAAAACUGUUGUUUAGAUUUCAAUAAAGUGGCCAAACAACUCA